AGGACUCCGAGGUAAAAUGGUGGAUCUAGAACAAGAUUUCCUUGACUGCAGCAGAGCAAACCAGGGAGUUUGGUUGCUCAAGGUACCAAACUACGUGAAGGAGGCUUGGGAGAGAGCCGGAGAAGACGGAAAUGUUGGCAUCAUUACGAUCAAGACAUUUAGACAGACAAAAAAGAAGCAAGAGAUUUCAUUUACUCUCAAUGCAGAGAUUGCAGGACCUGGUGGGGAGCACAGUACACCUAUACCACUGGAACACAGAUUGAGUGUCAAUCCGGCAGAUAGGCAACAAAUGUUUGCUUUCACAGAAAGAGAAGAAGUGACUGGAAUGUGUAUACAAGUGGCUUUGAAGUUUAAUUUUUUGUGUACUCGAUUUGCAGCUUCAGUAUCAAGUGAGACAGGAUUACCUGAAACGGAACCUCGUUUUGCUGUUGUUGGGAGAGUUGCACAAAGAGCUGACUGUAGGCCAGUAGAAAGUCGGUUGUACAUGAAUAUGAAGAGGCAACAUAUUGAAGCUUCUUCUCAACCCACUAAUACAGUACAACAGCUUGAAAGGGUGGUGAAUUCAUACAAGCCUGUUAUUGAUCACCCAGAGAAUAUUGCAUAUGACGAAGAGAAAAAAAGAAAAGGAAAGAGGGAUCGCAAAGACAAGGCUGAAGUUCAAGAUCUGCUGUUUAAGUGCUUUGAACUACAUCAGUACUGGGCCUUUACCGAUUUGGUGAAAAAGACAAAGCAACCACCAACAUUUCUUAAAGAGAUUUUGAACGAAAUCUGCCGUUACAAUACAAAGAACCCACAUAAGAACACAUGGGAAUUAAAAGAAGAAUAUCGCCAUUAUUCAAAAAACCAGUCUGGUUCAAGUGAUAUUUGAUAACGGUAAGGGUGAACAAAACAGACUAGUUAUACAAUGAAAUUGAUAUAGAAACUUAAGACUAUUUGUUCUGCUUCUGUUUUAUGAAUGAGAUGAGGAAUGUCUUGCAAGUGGUGGUAGUUGAUAAUUCUCAACUCCCUGCAGUCUUGCCA
Corticium candelabrum is the source of this 1020-nucleotide messenger RNA. Its product is annotated as general transcription factor IIF subunit 2-like. The record is from RefSeq and is a predicted model, not a curated record. Gene Ontology annotation, biological process: transcription by RNA polymerase II; transcription initiation at RNA polymerase II promoter. NCBI's taxonomy places the organism in Eukaryota, Metazoa, Porifera, Homoscleromorpha, Homosclerophorida, Plakinidae. The coding region runs from base 17 to 868 and encodes 283 amino acids. The transcript is spliced from 9 exons. Gene Ontology annotation, cellular component: transcription factor TFIIF complex.